Molecule: messenger RNA, 654 nt
Organism: Capsicum annuum
Lineage: Eukaryota; Viridiplantae; Streptophyta; Magnoliopsida; Solanales; Solanaceae
Product: loricrin-like
Exons: 5
Coding region: 1-654 (217 amino acids)
Source: RefSeq, a predicted model, not a curated record
AUGGUGGAUGAUGAUAUAGAUGAUGAUGGUAGUGGUGGUAGUGAUAGUGGUGGAGGUGGUGAUAGUGGUGGUGGUGGAGAUGGUGGUGAUAGUGACAAUGGUGGUAGCGGUGGUGAUGGCAAUGAUGGUUGUGAUGGUGAUGGUUGUGGUGGCAGUGAUGGUUGGUGUGAUGGUGGUGGUGGUAAUGGUGGUGAUAGUGGUGGUGAUGAUAAUAGUGCUGGUGGCAGUAAUGAUGGUGGUAGUGAUGAUGAUAAUGAUGACAGUGGUGGUGGUUGUGAUAAUGAUGUUGGUGAUGGUGAUGGUGAUGGUGAUGGUGGUGGUGGUCAUGGUGGUGGUGAUGCUAGUGCUGGUGGUAGUAAUGAUGACAGUGGUGGUUAUGAUGAUGAUGUGAAGACGGUGGUAAUGGUAGAUGGUGGCAGUGAAGAUGGUGGUAAUGAUGGUAAUGGUGAUAGUGGUGCUGGUGGUGAUGUGAUGGUGAUGAUGAUGGUGGUGGUGGUGAUGGUGGAUGAUGAUAUAGAUGAUGAUGGUAGUGGUGCUAGUGAUAGUGGUGGAGGUGGUGAUGGUGGUGGUGUGAUGGUGGUGGUGGUAGUAGUGGUGGUGGGUGGCUGUCAUGGCAGUGAUGGUGAUGAUGGUGGUGGUGGUGAUGGUGGAUGA